UCCUACGAUCGCAUCAUUCAGCUUCGCAAAGUUCGCAAUCGAAUAGUAGUUUUCGCGCGCUUUUCGCGGUCAGUUGCGUUGUAUUUUCUUGUUUUCGAAAUAGUUUGCGAGUAAAAACUUUUUGAAAACUUUAUAUUUUUGUGGCCAGUGUUUUAUACACGCGAAUGUUUUCCUCAAGAUGUCUGUGUUUUUUAAAUAUUUUUUAAUUGGAUGUUUUAUUGGUCCAGCGGUAACCAGACAGGCGGAUAUAGACAUCAACAGAGUGAAGCUUGUAUCCAACGAAGCAGUACCAGCACCCCCAGAAUAUACCAAUCACCCGCGCAGAUAUCCUGAACCGUAUUCUCAGUACAAAAGGAGCUAUGAUUAUGACUAUCGUAGCGGUGGGCACGCCCCACCGCUCUCGGCGGUACAAUCUCUACAAUCUCUACAUGGUACCUCGGAGGUGCCCGCUGCAAAGACGAUCGCGGUCUACCAACCACGGGAGGACCCCCGCCUCUUCUACCAGUCUAGUUCGUAUCUUAAGGAAAUUGAUAGGAAAAACCUGAUUGGGGAGGCGUCGUCUAUAUACCCAGGACGGGAGGUGGUACGUGCUGGCAAAACCUAUGGUCUGAGGUCGCUAGAGACGCGACGGAUGGAUAGAAAUGCAAAUAUGAUAAGCCCAGGUUACAAAAACGUCUGUGUCAAAUGCCCUCAAGAUAGAACCUUGAUCGCCAAGCCUGGUUCCGACAUGGUGGUCUUCCAAUACCCUCGGUUAACGACAUGCUCUGGGCUGAAAGUGCCUAGAGAUGUGCGGUUUAUUCCACUGUAUGGGCCUAAGUUUGGAUCUCUGCUUACUAAGGGAUCACAUAUAGUUAUUGGUCACAUUUCAUACAAAAACAAGGAUAUCCAAAUGUGCAAAAUGGAAGUGCAUGUCAUAGUGCAAAAUUGUGCGGUUCCAAGUUAUUUAAUAUCGAAAUGCGAUGAAAAGACCAAAGUGUGCAAUUUCUCCUGCCGGGACCCAAACAUGGAGCUGCAAGGCCACACAACGCUGUCCUGUGGAGACACGAUGGGCUGGACGGACUGGACGGGGGCACUGCCUGUUUGUAGAGCUCGAACCUGGUGCGAGCGUCCACUGCCCCCGGACAACGGCCGGCUGAGCUGCAAAGGCCUCCCCGAAGGCACGGGCCUAGCUGAAGGGUCUACGUGCCGCGUUCGCUGCGCCAGAGGUUGGCACUGGUCUCCUCGCGCAGCCACCGUGUGUCGACGAGGAGCAUGGACCUUUAAUAUUACGUGCCAGAGGAGAAGUAAUCAUUCAUUUGGGGGAUAGAAAGUAAUAUUCUAACAGUCUUCCUCUUUAUAAGUAAGUAGUAUUAUUCGUUCUAAGUAAAAAAUAAACAUGUAAGAGUAGGUACCUAGUACUAUCGAUACUAGUACUACAGUUACUACUCACCCGAUGUAUUUGUGUGAUAAGCUACUUAUUUGUUUUAAAAAAUUUAGAUUUUUA
Messenger RNA from Ostrinia furnacalis (Asian corn borer), 1483 nucleotides. RefSeq lists its product as uncharacterized. NCBI's taxonomy places the organism in Eukaryota, Metazoa, Arthropoda, Insecta, Lepidoptera, Crambidae. The record is from RefSeq and is a predicted model, not a curated record. The coding region runs from base 179 to 1306 and encodes 375 amino acids. The transcript is spliced from 6 exons.